GAGAGCGGUGAAUUAUCGAGCACAUGUUGUUGCCAUCACAGCAGUUUUUCGCAUUGAAAUUCGUAUUUAAAAUAAUAGACUCCUAGAAUGAGCGCUACAAGGAAGCUUGAGCGUAGCGACGUGUGUCGUGUGCCGGAGAACAUUAACUUUCCGGCCGAGGAAGAAAAUGUGCUGAAGCAAUGGCAUGACGAAAAGAUUUUCGAGAAGUGCAGUCAGAUAUCAAAGGGAAAACCGAAAUACACUUUCUACGAUGGGCCGCCUUUUGCGACCGGUCUGCCGCAUUAUGGCCAUAUCCUGGCGGGAACCAUUAAGGAUAUCGUGACGCGUUAUGCCUACCAGCAAGGAUACCACGUGGAUCGUCGUUUCGGCUGGGAUUGCCACGGUUUGCCUGUGGAGUUCGAGAUUGAUAAACUUCUUGGCAUUAAGGGGCCAGAAGAUGUGGCCAAGAUGGGAAUCGCUGCUUACAACGCCGAGUGCAGGAAGAUUGUCAUGCGCUAUGCGGAUGAGUGGGAGAACAUUGUGACACGUGUGGGUCGCUGGAUUGAUUUCAAAAACGACUACAAGACCUUGUACCCAUGGUACAUGGAGUCCAUCUGGUGGAUAUUCAAGCAGCUCUUCGACAAGGGAUUGGUCUACCAGGGUGUGAAGGUGAUGCCCUAUUCCACUGCCUGCACCACGUCACUCUCCAAUUUUGAGGCAAAUCAGAAUUACAAGGAAGUCGUUGAUCCUUGUGUGGUCGUUGCCCUAGAAGCCGUGUCGCUGCCCAAUACCUACUUUCUGAUCUGGACCACGACACCUUGGACAUUGCCGUCCAAUUUUGCCUGCUGUGUUAAUGCGAAAAUGACCUAUGUGAAGGUUCGUGAUGUCAAGACUGAUCGACUGUAUAUUUUGGCGGAAUCGCGAUUGUCCUAUGUCUACAAGACGGAGGCAGAGUAUGAAGUGAGGGAGAAGUUCGCUGGAGAGACGCUCAAAGGUCUGCACUAUAAGCCGGCAUUCCCGUACUUUGCCAAACGUGGUGCCGAGGUAAAGGCAUACCGUGUCCUGGUGGAUGAUUAUGUCACAGAGGACUCUGGUACUGGUAUUGUGCACAAUGCACCUUACUUUGGCGAGGACGAUUACCGCGUCUGCUUGGCAGCCGGCCUAAUCACUAAGUCGAGUGAUGUCAUCUGUCCCCUGGACGAUUCGGGUCGCUUUACGUCAGAGGUGACCGAUUUCCAGGGCCAAUACGUCAAGGAUGCUGACAAGAACAUCAUAGCCAACCUGAAGGCGAGCGGUAAAUUGGUGUCCAGUGGACAGGUGAAGCAUAGCUACCCCUUCUGCUGGCGCUCAGAUACCCCGCUGAUCUACAAAGCGGUUCCAUCGUGGUUUGUGCGCGUCGAGCACAUGUCCAAAAAUCUGCUGGCCUGCAGCUCCCAGACGUACUGGGUGCCAGACUCUGUAAAGGAGAAGCGAUUCGGUAACUGGCUAAAAGAGGCCAGGGAUUGGGCAAUUUCUCGCAAUCGCUACUGGGGCACACCCAUACCCAUUUGGCGUUCCCCAAGCGGCGACGAGACUGUCGUCGUUGGCAGCAUAAAGCAACUGGCGGAACUAUCUGGGGUACAAGUGGAGGAUCUGCAUCGCGAAACUGUCGAUGAUAUUGAGAUACCGUCAGCUGUGCCCGGCAAUCCACCACUGCGACGAAUUUCGCCCGUCUUUGACUGCUGGUUCGAGUCCGGUUCAAUGCCUUUCGCGCAGCAACAUUUCCCGUUUGAGAACGAGAAGGAUUUCAUGAACAACUUCCCAGCGGAUUUCAUUGCUGAGGGCAUUGAUCAGACUCGCGGCUGGUUCUACACCCUUUUGGUCAUCUCGACGGCGUUGUUUAACAAGGCACCCUUCAAGAACCUCAUUGCUAAUGGGUUAGUCUUGGCCGCCGAUGGCCAGAAGAUGUCAAAGCGCAAGAAGAACUAUCCGGAUCCCAUUGAGGUCGUUCAUAAAUACGGCGCAGAUGCCCUACGUCUGUAUCUAAUCAACUCGCCGGUGGUUCGCGCCGAGAACUUGCGCUUUAAGGAGGAGGGUGUGCGUGAUAUAAUCAAGGAUGUCUUCUUGCCCUGGUACAAUGCAUAUCGCUUUCUGUUGCAAAACAUUGUGCGAUACGAAAAGGAGGAUCUCGACGGCAAGGCACUUUAUACCUACGAUAGUGCACGUCAUUUGCAAAACAUGAAGGAUGCCUCGGUCAUCGAUGUGUGGAUCUUGUCAUUUAAGGAGUCUCUGUUAGAGUUCUUUGCCACGGAGAUGAAAAUGUACCGUCUAUAUACUGUGGUGCCCAGGCUAACCAAGUUUAUAGAUCAGCUCACCAACUGGUACGUGCGUCUAAACCGUCGACGCAUCAAGGGUGAAAUGGGUGCCCAGCAGUGCAUUCAAUCGCUAGAUACCCUCUAUGAUGUGUUAUACACAAUGGUUAAGAUGAUGGCGCCCUUCACUCCGUACUUAACAGAAUACAUCUUCCAACGGUUGGUUCUGUUCCAGCCAAAGGGAUCCUUGGAGCAUGCCGAUUCCGUACACUACCAAAUGAUGCCCGUUAGCCAGCGUAAAUUUAUCCGCAGCGACAUCGAGAGAUCCGUAGCUUUGAUGCAGUCAGUGGUUGAGUUGGGUCGCGUUAUGCGGGAUCGUCGCACACUGCCAGUUAAAUACCCCGUUUCAGAAAUUAUUGUUAUUCACAAGGAAAAGCAAACUCUGGAGGAGAUUAAUAGCUUGCAGGACUUUAUACUGAGCGAACUCAAUGUGCGUAAAUUGACACUAAGCUCAGAGAAGGAAAAAUACGGAGUGACAUUGCGGGCGGAACCAGACCACAAGACGCUGGGUCAACGCCUUAAGGGUAACUUCAAGGCUGUCAUGUCUGCCAUUAAAGCGCUCAAAGAUGAUGAGAUUCAGAAGCAGGUUGCCCAGGGCUACUUUAACAUUUUGGAUCAACGUAUUGAGCUGGAAGAGGUGCGCAUCAUUUACUGUACAUCUGAGAAAGUAGGCGGCAACUUUGAGGCACACAGUGACAACGAAUUACUCGUCCUGAUGGACAUGACUCCCAAUGAAGAACUGCUCGAGGAAGGCUUGGCACGCGAAAUUAUUAAUCGUGUGCAAAAGUUGAAGAAGAAAGCACAACUGAUACCUACGGACCCUGUCAUCAUUUACUAUGCUUUAAGCGCCAACAAGAAUGCCAAAAAGGAUGUUUUGGAAACGCAGGCCCAAUUGCAUAAGGUUCUUGUCAACUAUGUCUCUAUGAUAAAGGGAGCCGUAAAAUCAGAAUUUAUACCGUUUGACGAGAAGCAGGCCGCUUCCAAACGGCUUAUUAUCACUGAGCUUGUGGAUCUCAAGGGAGUAGAUCUUAAGCUGACCAUUAGCUCCACGGAGGAACUACAGCUGCCGACUCUUUCAUGGCUGAACGUAACCCUAGCUAGCGAGUUGAAACCUCGUUUUGCGAAUUCCAAUAAGGCCUCCAUAUUGCUUCAGCAUAAUGUCAGCAAGGAGUAUAUCACUCUGUCUACACUGCGCAGCGAGGUGGAAGUGCUUUUUGGACUUUAUGGUGUCAACUAUGACCUUUACGUGGUUGAUCAACAGAAGAAAGUCAGUGAGCUGCAAGCUAUCGAUAAGAGCCUUAAUGGAAAGCUGCUUGUUCUUACUCGCAAUCCGGAUGCUUUACGUGUACCGGACUUUGAGGUGGAUCCGGCGCCCUAUUCAAAGUUCAUCAAUCAACCAUCUGGUAGCACAGUCUUUACUGAGAAUCCCAAGGGACACAGCCUAUUGUAGAAAAGAAAACUCUCUUGGAUAACAUAUGGCAUAAUAUUUAAACUGUGAACAGAAUCACGAAAUAUAUAAUAAACUUUUUUAAAAAGUUUCAAACAUACUAUA
Messenger RNA from Drosophila innubila, 3882 nucleotides. RefSeq names its product isoleucine--tRNA ligase, cytoplasmic (gene IleRS). The record is from RefSeq and is a predicted model, not a curated record. Gene Ontology annotation, molecular function: ATP binding; aminoacyl-tRNA deacylase activity; tRNA binding. NCBI's taxonomy places the organism in Eukaryota, Metazoa, Arthropoda, Insecta, Diptera, Drosophilidae. The coding region runs from base 88 to 3780 and encodes 1230 amino acids. The transcript is spliced from 6 exons. Gene Ontology annotation, biological process: isoleucyl-tRNA aminoacylation.